CUUAGGACCCGUGCCCACGGCCGCUCGUCUAGUGAGAUCCGUGACAGCUCAGAUAUAAACGGCUUUCUGAUUGGUCGCCUAUUAUCACGUGCCAUGUUGAUAUAGAAAAUGGGGUGGUCUGGCUUGCCUAGAGUAUGUGAAGUAAACGAGCAGAAAUUAUUUACAACCAAAUCACCGAAAAUUAAUGAUCAUGAGUUCGUUUUUGAUGAACCCGGGACCGUACACUGAGCCUAAGUUUCCACCGACGGACGAGUAUUCACAGUCAAACUAUAUUCCUCCACAUAGUUCGGAAUAUUAUCGUCAAACUUAUCAACCACAGAUUCCUAACUAUGGUUAUGAUCCCAUACAGGACAGCAGACGUUACAGCGAUGACAAGUACACACCAAACCUCUAUAAUGGGUGUGGAAGUAGUGAUUCUGUGUCCCCCACCCAUCCUUCAUCCCCCGCUCCAGCGCAUUCUGGAGGGGGACCUGGAGGUGGUAUUCUGAGCGGAUUCAAUCAGCCAGCAGCACCCUCCCCAAGUCCCCCGGCUGUACCGUCACCUGACGAACAACCUUCAAAAAUGUCACAAAGUAGUUCUUGUGUAGAACAGGACUCUGAUGGACAACCAGUGAUUUACCCGUGGAUGAGAAAAAGUCAAGGAAAUAAUCCUACAGGAACAAACAAUAUAAUAUCAGAAUCCAAAAGAAACAGGACAGCCUACACGCGACAUCAGAUCCUUGAGUUGGAGAAGGAAUUCCACUUCAAUAGGUACCUCACAAGGAGACGCCGUAUCGAAAUAGCUCACACAUUAUGUUUAUCAGAAAGACAAAUUAAAAUCUGGUUUCAAAACAGAAGAAUGAAAUGGAAGAAAGAACACAAACUGCCAAACACGAAAACACGGCUUAUGGACGCCACGAACUCGCCUCUUGAGCCGUCACAUCACCAUUUUGUUCACAGCAUGGCGGCGCUUGCAGAACUAACACCAAUCUAGUCAGAGUCUACUUUCAGUUAUCUUCCGGUUUUUGUUACAAGAACUUCGGACAUUGUGACCAUUCCUCUGCUGACCAUCUUGUGAUUGAAACUGGAUGUAACAACCAAAAUACCAAAGAUUUAAUAUGUAACUUGACGAAAACCUCGGGGUGUAGUAAACGUGUGUGCGAUAUGUGAAAACGGAGUUGUGUAAAUAGUGAAUAUGUGCAUAAUAAUUUAUGAGUGAGUCUGAACGUUAUUAUACCCUAAUGUACAUUGUAGUUUAUAAGUGUUAAAACAGUAUUGGAGAAAAUGUGAAUUCCCUGUGUUAUCUACAAACUUACAUGAAUAACUUUAUACUUUUAGUAAAAAAACAGUACAUGACGGCUGUGUAGUUGUGUAGCGUACAAGUGGUCAUUCUGUGUUCUACAAGUUUUUUCUAUAUUAUUUCCAUUUUAUAUCCAUUUAGAUAUUUUAUAAAAUCAUGUACACACAUUGUGGUGUUAAGUUGUGUCAUUUCAACCAAAUUAUUUCCUCUUAGAACCAAUCCUUAAUAUUGACGUCCAUAUUUGUUUUUUAUAAGUAUUCUUCUUAAAUCCAGUUAUAUCAUAAUGUCGACAUACUCUUUGCAAACAAAUGUUAAUUAUACUGCUGUGAUAUUUUCAACAAAUGUGAAACAGAAAACGCCUGUAGGGGUAAUCUUUGCGGGGAAGAUAUCUUAAGUAUAGGAGAAAUAGCAGAGCACUUAAUCAUCAACGUUUCUGGAGUUCCUAAACCAAUGUUUUCCAUUAGCAUUAAAAGAAUACAAAUUGUAUAUGACGACCACCAGUUAUUUAUUUUCUAAUGCGUUUGUUUCAUAUCUAAUGCAAUAUAUUUCAUAUUGGGUAAAUAACACUUCAGAUGAUAAAGGUAUGAAAUACAGUAUCAGUUUAUCACGUCAUCAAAAUUCCUGGGCAAUUUAAUGUCCGCUGACCAAAUAACUGUUUUCAUUAUCAACAAAUCAAUUUUGCUCUGAUUAAAGUUAAUUUGAUACAAAUUACACCAAAUAAAAUAGUUAUUGUUACAACGAAGUUUAAUAUCUAAUAUGAAUUGUCAUUAGAUGUUGAAAAUACAUUUUUGAUGAUAUCAAUAAAUUACUAAGUGCAAAAAGAAUGCAUCCAGUAAUUUCAUCUCAAUCUUUCUGUUUCAUCCAAAUCAACUAUGAUAUCGUCGAUAGUGCGUUCUCUGCUCCGUCGGCAGUUUUAUUCAAAUUGAUUAAUAUUUUUAGCAUUUUGCGUACCUAUCCAGUCACCUUCCAUGUAUGAACUAGACUCACCUGUAUGUACAAAUGCAGAAAAAAAAUCUUCGAAAUUUAAUUUCUGUUACGUUGCAAGAUGUAAAUGUCACGUAAAUCAAGGUAAAAUAAUAUAUGGCAUAACAUUGAAAUGGAAUUGACGUAAGAAUAUAUUACAAAUGAAAAAAAAUGCAGAUCCACCUGCACCAGCUAUUUCUAAUGGGCGUGUAAAAUGUAUUUAAAGCCAAAGUUUUGACGAUGAAUGAUAUAAUAGUAAUAAUAUAUGUAACGACAUUCGCAAUGAAUUAUAAUAUCUUAUGACUUACAUUAAAAAUUUUAUAUUUAGAUUCAGACAACUAAAUAUACGAAAUGAUUAUAUUUAAAAUAAAAACUGAAGAAAACCAAAGAUUUUUCCAAUUGUGUACUGUUAAGGGAUUAUUGCCUAUAUUUAAAUAAUAAAUGUCUUUUUCGAGGAGUUUCCUACAAUCUGAGAAUAUUUCUUUAUAUGUCUUCUUUGGAUGAAUAAAUCACUUAGACUAUGAUAAAUUAGAUUCCAUUGUUAUGACGUUUACAUAUGCUAAAUAUUUUUAAAAAAAUAUGACAAAUAUUUAUGUAACUAGAUCAUCUGGUAAACCCGAACAUGGUCAUAGAUAUAAUAUCAAAAUAUGACAUCUAUUCAUAGUAAAGUUACUGCAGAAUGUAUAAAGAACCUGUAUACGGUAUUUGACGACCGAGGAUAUAUGUUGGCACUUCAUUUAAUAGUUUAGUCGAUUUAAGUUGAUUAAGGAGUACUAUUUGUCGUUUUGUUAUUUGUUUCCCUGUAUCUAUUACAGGCUAAGUUGAUACCUCAAAUUUUCCUUGUCGAUUUUGUCUGAUUCCGAUUCUCGUUAGGUUUAUAUUACUUGUUUUCACCCUCAAUAAAUCCCCUACUGUGAAUAAAAAGUGUAAUUCGAAGUAA
Pecten maximus is the source of this 3182-nucleotide messenger RNA. Its product is annotated as homeobox protein Hox-A4-like. Gene Ontology annotation, cellular component: nucleus. The record is from RefSeq and is a predicted model, not a curated record. Gene Ontology annotation, molecular function: RNA polymerase II cis-regulatory region sequence-specific DNA binding; DNA-binding transcription factor activity, RNA polymerase II-specific. Bases 185 to 973 code for a protein of 262 amino acids. NCBI's taxonomy places the organism in Eukaryota, Metazoa, Mollusca, Bivalvia, Pectinida, Pectinidae. Gene Ontology annotation, biological process: regulation of transcription by RNA polymerase II; anterior/posterior pattern specification. The transcript has 2 exons.